This is a messenger RNA of Oryzias latipes (Japanese medaka), 3372 nucleotides long. RefSeq names its product TLC domain containing 4b (gene tlcd4b). The record is from RefSeq and is a predicted model, not a curated record. Gene Ontology annotation, cellular component: membrane; endoplasmic reticulum. NCBI's taxonomy places the organism in Eukaryota, Metazoa, Chordata, Actinopteri, Beloniformes, Adrianichthyidae. Gene Ontology annotation, biological process: lipid homeostasis.
GUGCGUGCCGACGUCACCGCUCAUUCCCCGAGUGUCACUGCCAAAAUAAAACGAGUAAGGGGGAAAAAAAAGAAAAAACUUUUUGGACCGUCUCGCGGCGGAGAAACUCAUGGCAGCUUGGGCGCGAGGCCGUAAGGAGAGCCGCCGUCCGCGCGGCUUGUGAUGCCUGCUCGAGCGGGGCUUUGUCUGCGUAGCCGCGGAGGAGCCUGUUUUCCCCGGUCCGCCGCUGCGGGGUCUCGCUGGGAGAGCCAGCGGGCUGCGGCGGCGCUUUAGCCGACUUGCUAGUUAACGUCAACUUUAAAGAAAGUGGAGGAGUAGAAGCCCACCGAACGGGACUUUCACCGACAACCUGUGCGACGCGCGGACGGGCAGGUGAGGGAUGGAGACCAGAGAGUUGACCGUGGUGGCUGGCAGCUUCGUGGGGUUCCAGCUUCUCUUCUCGGUGGUCAGCCCGCGGCUCGCCUCCACCAUCACUCCAGAUUGCAGACGGCUCCCUCCACCCAAGCUGACCGAGUGGAACUCCAGGUUGGUGUCCACUGUACACGCCCUGAUUGUGGGCUUCUUCUGCUUAUACAUCCUGUGGUUUGAUGACGCCGUCAACGCCAACCCAGUCUGGGGUGACCCCAAUCUUGUCAAACUUAACGUAGCCAUAACCUGUGGUUACCUCGUCUAUGAUCUUGUGUUGUUGGCGUGUAACUGGAAAACUAUGGGGGACGGUUUUUUCGUCUGCCACCACUUGGCGGCGCUCUACGCUUACGGAUAUGUUUUGACACGCGGCGUGCUUCCGUACUUCGCCAACUUCCGCCUCAUCUCGGAGCUUUCCACGCCGUUCGUGAACCAGAGGUGGUUCUUUGAGGCCCUGAAGUACCCGCGCUCGCACUGGAUGGUGGUCUCCAACGGCGUCGCCAUGGCGGUGGUGUUCUUCCUUGUCCGCAUCGCCGUGAUGCCGUCCUACUGGGCCAGCGUCUUUGCCACCUUCGGCACCCCAGAGUUCGAGAGGCUGGGUUUGGGAGCCCAGGUAGCCUGGAUCACAUCCUGCAUCGCGCUGGACGUCCUGAACACCAUCUGGAUGUAUAAAAUCGCUCGCGGCUGCUUCAAGGUCCUAAUGGGGAGGGGAGGGGCUAAAGUCAAACAUGUAGAGGACAAAAAGUCCUCUUCAGACAGCAAACACGUGAACAACCACACCGACUGAUGAAGGGCCCUCUAAAAGCUGGCUUGGAGUUCUCAGGUUUCUUAGCCCUCUAGCGGAGGAGGAGAGUGACUCACUACAGCACCAGCAGCCUCUUCGGCGGCGCCACGGAGGCGACGGCUCUUGGUGUUUUUUUUUUGUUUUUGUUUUGCCCGGCAACAUUUUACCCGAUCACCCCUGCUCCUCUGUCAUCACCACAGCCCACUCCUCUGAAGUGCCUGUGACAAACAGGAAAGCAAUAAGAGCGGAGCAGGAAGACCACCACCACUUCCUCCUCCUCCUCCUCCUCCUCCUUUCUCUGUCCACAUCUGAGGAGGCGCGACUUACAGAGAGUCUGAAAACUUUGUGAACCUGCAGGGCUCCCGUCCUCAACCCACCCAACCUCAGAGCGGCAGAAAAGCACCACAAUGCCUCUCCUUCAGUAUUACCUGCUGUGGCCUCUUUCUGACAAGUAGCGCCUAUUUAUGUCACCAGCCGAGCCCCUGUAGACCUUUUUAAAACCUAGAUUGUAUGUUUAGGACGCGGUGAGUGUCCAUGCAGGACAGAAAAAGCACACGUUCGCUUCCUCUCAGACUGUUGUUUCAGGAUCCAUCACCUGUUUUUAUGUUGUCCAGCAACGUAGCUUUUCAUUCUACCUCUCCCCCCCAGCCUUACAGAGACUCUGUAUCCCAUUUCUGUGCGCUGAAAACAAACGCGUAUCCUUCAAACAUGCAGCCAAGUCUCAUCCCGGUACGUUCUCACAAACUCUGCCUGUGUUUUCCAGAGCUUCGUUGGUCUUCGGUGCCCUUUUAUUGACAGUAAAACGCGGCGUGGCCUGUUGCAGAAGGAGCACCUCGCCGCUCCCCCCAAUCCUGCCUCCACGCGUCGGUUUGAUGCGCCUCCUCUCCUGCACGCUGCAGUUCUGCCGGAUCCCCCACAGAGCCACAGGAGAUGUGAUGCCAGAGCGUAAACGUAGACGAAACGCCAUCUAGGGAUGAAUUGCAAUAAUCUAACAGUGUUUUGGUCUUCCAGAAUGUUCCCCCGAAGCCUAAUCGAAGCAUGACCUCGAUGUGUUUUUGAGGCUUUUCUCUGCAUGUUUUUAAGAGUCUGCUCCGCAGAGGAGCAGCUCUCGCUUUGUUUUUGCAAGCGCCUCCUCCCAAGCACUUUGCUCCCGUCCCGUCGGAGCAUCGCACCCCAAAAACCCUUCCCGAAAGACUUUAGCGAGCUCUCCCGGCGUCUGCUGCUUUUAGGAUUCUCAGUGGAAAGCACACUCCUGUUCUCCUGUCUGUCACGGGGAGGGGGGCGACGGUUUCUCGUGCCUUUACACAUAUGGUGGACGCCGUACAGUCGGAUCCAAACCCUCCGGCGGCGCAGCUCUUUCAGUUAUUCUGCCUGCACAGCAGUUAACCGGCCAAGUAUUCCAGCCCACAGCCCGUCCUCCGUUGGGUGAAGCUGCUUUGUGUCGAUUUCUCUGAAUGUUGCUGUGGAAACAUGUAGUGGCAUUAUAAUUCUCUCUCAGUUAUGAAAGAAAAGAAAAAAAAGAUGAGCAUGGCAAUCAGUGUAUCUGAAGAAUCCAAGCUGUGAAAGGAGCUGCGGCUCCUCCAGAUGAACCGUUUUCUUUUUGGGGGGGACGGAGACCUCGUCUCGCGCACAAAACGCAAAGCACAGGGUUGUCCUCGACCCCCAAACCGAGCGUUUUAUUCGGGUUCUCCUGGAAUCUCACAGUAAAUGAACAGUUGUUGAAAUGCUUUCUAUUGGGAGAUCAUAGUUCAAUAAAUCAGUCAACAUAAUGUACGGAAAGAUAUGUCUAAAAGAUAUGUGCAGUAGUGUCUCAUGUAAUGAUGCAUAUAAAAAUGCUGCAUCCAAAUUUAUUGAAGUUGUUUUUUUCCAAAUUACUCCCAGAAUCAGUUGAUUUUUUGUUUUAUGUUUUACUUCAUAAACCUUUGAUUACUUAAUGAUUCAUUGUAUACGAUACGAUAUGAAUGACCUCAGCCAGCGUCUGAGUGAGGAGGAACUUCCUCUCCUCCUGGAGGUUUUCAUGAUCGAUACUUGACCCCCAGGGCGGGGGGAGGCGGGUGGAGGUGCGACUCAGACUGCUGGUGACUAAAAUGACCACUACUAACUAACCAUCACCUAACUGUAGACCCAAAAGCCCAGACUUACUUGAAAGUAUUGUUCUUCAAUAAAGUUGAAGAAAAAAAUCA